CUGUUUUUUUAAUACCCGUUUAACUACAGUAGGCUCCCAGCUGUAGUUUCACUUCAGACUAUUAUGAUUGCAUGAAAUGUGCUAAUAGUUUGGUGCACAGAGUGCCAAAGCAAACCCCUUAUUUUGCUAGCAUUCAGUUUGCAUUUCACAUGAUAUUCACCUGAAAACAAUAAUAAGGAAAUAAAUAGUAAAAAGAGAAAAAUGCAGCAGGACUACACUUUUGACAAGGUUAUCUUUUGGCUAUGAUUAAGCUUGACCUGAUGAUCAACUACGAGGAGUGGAGACUGUUCUCUACUUCUGCUUUUCAUCCAAAAUUCAGUGAAAUUGUGAGGUGACUUCUGGGGUUGGUGGAUUUUAUCCAUUUAGUUGGUCAGUGAAAAUAUGGGAAGUCUAAUAUCCAAAGCAGCUGAUCAGCAACCUUUGUUAAAUGAUAGAGAUGAAGUCACACUCUUGGACGAGAUGUCUGUUGUGCUUAUGGGUCAUCAUGGAGUUGGGAAGAAUACAGUUGGGAAUGCUAUUCUUAAGAAGAAUGCCUUUAGAUCCAAAGAUAGCUCUAAAGACUACUACUUGAAGCAUGAAAACACAACAUUUGGCAGACAUGUUAUAGUGACACGUGUCCCUGGCUGGCAUGCCGAUUUAAACUCUGAAAAGAACUUCCAACAUUGGCAAGUGAUUAAAGACAGCUUGUGGUCGGUUAAGGAAAAACCCCAUGUUAUUAUCUUAGUUGUUGAUAUGAACACUAAACCUGCAGACACAACAAAAGAGAAAUUAAAGCAACUUUUGGGUGAAAAUGUUUUACAUCAUAUUUUAAUCGUUUCAGUGAAUUCAAAAAACAUUGUGGUUUAUCACAGUAGGGAAAAAACAACCACCAUCCACAGGUGUAAAUAUCACUUAUUUUCAAGAUGUGCAUGUGAAAAACAAAAUAUAAAAUUUAUUGAAACAAUUGAGUACUUUAUUGCAUAUAAGAAUGACCUUCGUUUCUACGACAUGCAGAAUAAGGCACCAAACCUUGAACUGCAAUUGCAGGAACAGGCUAAGCUAGUAGAUGGACUAAAACACAAAAUAUCAGUUCUCUCUUCCAGAAAUAAUUUAAUGGGAAAUGUAAUAACUUCACAAAAUGAUGAAAUAAAUGAACUACAAGAUCUGCUGGAAAAAAAGGAGAAGAUGCUGAGAGCCAAGAAGGAGGAGAUAGCAAGAUUAAAAUCAAAUCAAAAUCACACAGAGCUCUCUGCCUUGCAUAAAAGGAUUGAACAGCUUGAGAAUGAAGCAAAGAGUGCAGAAAAGUGUCGAAAAAAGAUGGAAGAAGUGUAUCAGAAAAAGAUAGGUGAAAUGGAAAACAAACUUCAGGAAAAAGAUGAAGAGAUAGAAAAACUGAAAAAAGAGAAAAGGAAAACAAAGGCAAAGGCAUCAUUCAUGAGUGGGCUGAAGAAGGAUACUAAUUCACUUGAAUUAAAAUUAUUGAUCCCAGCAGAAACAAUGGAUGGUGAAGCACAUCAAGAAAGUGAAGUCAAAAGAGGUGUGCAAUUUGUGAAGAAAAACCGCAACGAGCUCAUUGAAAGAAUUGUGGCAGUGAAGCCCAUUGCUGAUGACUUGUUUCCGAUUAUUGGCUCCCAUAAAUAUGAGAAGAUUCUACAAGCUCCAACUGAGUACGAUCAAAAGAGACUGCUUUACGUCAUAACAGAAAAAGGUGGAACAAAUUCAAAAUAUGCAUUCUACAAAUCCCUUUUAAAGCAUGAGAAAUGUCUAGUAGAGGACUUAGAAGAGAAGCUAUCAAAAUAAAAAACCUGCUAAGCCUCAAAAAUGGAAAGUUUCAUAUUCUAAAAUGUCCAUUUAUUUUCUGGGGAAACAAACAUACCAGUGAGAUCAACAACUACUUUAUUUUGAGAAAAUGGGAAAAUUGUGGAAAGAAAAACAAACAAACUUUAUCUAAGCAGAUUGUCUAAUUAGACAAACUAAAAGCCUUAAACUCUUGAAAAGCUGAGGAAUGGCUUGCAAAACUGACUUUGUUCAUUGAAAAAAAAAGUUUCUUUUUUUUUGGUGAUUGUAGUUGUGGUGCUUGUCGCUAUGUGGAUCCAUUGUUCUUAUCUGUUGUGAUGGCACUGUAGCCAUGUAUGCUAUGUAAGCCAUACCAGCAAAAGCCUCCAUUGGACAGUUUCCGGUACCUAGGUGUUCACAUCACACAGGACCUGUCUUUGUUCUGUCACAUCAACACCCUGGUGAAGAAGGCCCGGCAGUGUCUGUACCAUCUGGGAUACUUAAAGGACUUCAAACUACCCUCUCGGGUGCUAAAGACUUUCUAGACCUGCACCAUUGAGAGUGUCCUGAUGGGUAGCAUCACUUCCUGGUUUGGGAACAUCACCAUGCAAGACAGACGAGCCCUCCAGAGAGUGGUGCGGUCAGCUGAACGUACCAUCCACACCGAGCUCUCUGACCUGCAGGACAUCUACAACACGCGGUGCCGGACCAGGGCCAGGAAGAUUGUAAAGGACCUCAGCAUCCCAACAAUGGACUCUUUUCUUUGUUGCAUUCAGGGAAACGCUACCGCUCCUUGAAAGCAAACACAGAGAGCACGGGAAGAAGCUUCUUCCCACAGGCCAUUCGGAGUUUAAACCAGGAUCCAGGAUCUAGUUCUGGACCUUUCCCUCUAAUUUCACUUUUUUCUGCACAACCUUUUUUUUUUUUUUGCACUAUGACACUUUUUGAACUCUGGACUGUCAUUUUUUUUACACAAUAAUAUAAAUACUGUGUUAUAAUUAAUAAUUUAGUUAAUAAUUUAAAAGAACAAAUGAAAUAAAGUAAAAACAUUUACUUAUUAUGCAUGUGUGACAUAACAUAGCAUGACAUGUGUUGCAGCUACGCCUGUAUAGGUAUAAUAUCAUUAAAUUUUAUUUUAAAAAUGGAGCGGUUUCUUGUGCCAAAGAAGAGACCUUGGUAUUCUAAUUCAGAUUUUGGUUCUAGUGAAAAUAAGAAUAUAAACUUACCUCAGCCUGAGGUACAGAACGGUUCAGAUAAUGAUUAUUUGGAUUGUUUUAUAUUGCUGAACGCAUUUAUAAAUUUACCGUCAACCACAACAACUGCCGCAUGGUCCUAAUUUGAGAUUUCAAAGAGUAAAUCAUGUUAUUUGGUAACUACCUGGUGCUAUAGGUGUUUAUAUGUAUAUAUGGAAAAUUUGUUGGAAGAUUAAUAUUUUUAAUGUUUAAUAUUGUUUUUUUGAGUGCCUCUUUAAUUUCAUAAAAUGAUGAGGAAAAAUAAGUUGCACUGUCCUGGUGGUUUGAGUAAGUGGUAACUAUUAUUAAGUACAUAGUGUCUGGUAAAUAUAACCCCAUGUUUGUUGCAUUGCCAUUGACUGAAAUUUUGCAAACUGGCGUGCCCUCAGCACCUGCAUUCAAAAUAUUCUCCUGCCGCCAGAUUUCAGUUAAAAAAUAUUAGUUACCCAUUUCACACUAAUAACAGCUGCCCCUAUAUGCUGUUGGGUAUCAGAAGCGGAAAAGCAAAAGAUUAUAAAAACAUUGAAUUUUACAGCAUACUCAUACCUGUCCAAGCCAACAGAAUAUGGCUAUGAUUACUGGCAAAUGUCACCUAACAUCACUUUAAAAACAGUGAUGUUGAGUUACUAAUUAAGAAUUUAAGAAGUUUAUUUUAUUAGUUAACAUGUAGUUUUGAUUGCCUUAAUAAUUCUUUAUUUUAAAAUCUUCAUCAAGAAACAAGUUAGAUCAUGUUAGAUAGCUACAGUAGUCCAUGUUCUUACUGAAGAAUUGCUUAUAGUUAAAUAACCCUGUUCAGCUAAUUAAUUAACUUUUCAUGGCCAUUACCACAUCAUCAACAUUGUACUUGUAAAUAAGCACUCCUUGACUGUGCCUUAUACAACAAGGUCCUAAGCAUCAAAAGACUUAUAUGUUUUCAAUUUAUGUAUACAUGCUGUCAAUAUCUUUAUGUGUAUGUCUGCCAUUGCUGUCCUUUUAGUGCUUGUUGAUGAAUAGUAUUUAAGAUAUUAAAAUACUAAAAGAUUUUAUAUAGUUUAUAUCACCAUUUGCACUUUUGUAUAAACAUAUCUUUUUACAUAUAUUUUCAUAUAGUUUAUACUUUUUAUUU
Molecule: messenger RNA, 4092 nt
Organism: Tachysurus fulvidraco (yellow catfish)
Lineage: Eukaryota; Metazoa; Chordata; Actinopteri; Siluriformes; Bagridae
Product: immune-associated nucleotide-binding protein 11-like
Exons: 6
Coding region: 382-1779 (465 amino acids)
Biological process (GO): regulation of apoptotic process
Molecular function (GO): GTP binding
Source: RefSeq, a predicted model, not a curated record